Molecule: messenger RNA, 1243 nt
Organism: Boleophthalmus pectinirostris (great blue-spotted mudskipper)
Lineage: Eukaryota; Metazoa; Chordata; Actinopteri; Gobiiformes; Gobiidae
Product: sia-alpha-2,3-Gal-beta-1,4-GlcNAc-R:alpha 2,8-sialyltransferase-like
Exons: 4
Coding region: 122-1243 (373 amino acids)
Biological process (GO): oligosaccharide metabolic process; N-glycan processing
Molecular function (GO): alpha-N-acetylneuraminate alpha-2,8-sialyltransferase activity
Source: RefSeq, a predicted model, not a curated record
CAUCUAUAUGUUUAACCCAGUGCGCACUAUUGCUAAUUUUUUUGUGGCGAGGAGUCCUACGAUUGCUGCCCAGAAAACCAACGCUUCGCUCCAGCUGUGAACGGGGAAUGAAAACACCAAGAUGGUCCGCAUCGCCAAAGCCCUGGGAUUGGUUAUUCUAUGCGUCGCAGUGCUCAUUCUCUCCCUCAUCAGUUAUGUAUCGCUAAGAAAAGACAACCUAUUCACAUCCUCCAAAUACUACAUGGGAGGACCAAGGAUUAUGUUUCAUGCAGGAUUUAGAUCUCAGUUUGCCAUGAAUUUUCUGGAUCCUUCCUUUAUUCCGCUGACAACGGCCCUUAACGAAGAACUACAGGGCAAACCAUACAAGUGGAAGUUCAACAAGACCGCUUUCUAUCAGCAAAGGAAAGACAUAUUUAAUUAUAUUGACAUUUCCAGCAACUUCAGCCUGACAAAGGACAGUGUGCGUGUGGGCCAGCUAAUGCACUUUGACUAUUCCAGCCACAAGUAUGUCUUCUCCAUAAGCAACAACUUCAAAUCUCUACUUCCAGACACAUCCCCUAUACUUAACAAGCACUACAGCGUAUGCUCCGUGGUGGGGAACAGUGGUAUCUUGACGGAUAGUCACUGUGGACCAGAAAUUGAUCAGGCUGAUUUUGUUUUCCGCUGCAACUUUGCCCCAACUGAGGUUUACUCCAAAGAUGUGGGCAAAAAGACAAACCUAACUACCUUUAACCCCAGCAUCCUGGAGAGGUACUACAACAACCUGCUGACCAUCCAGGACAGAAAUAAUUUUUUCUUAAACCUGAAGAAAUUGGAAGGAGCCAUUCUGUGGAUACCAGCCUUCUUUCUUCAUACCUCAGCCACUGUAACAAGGACCCUGGUGGAUUUUUUUGUGGAGCAUAAAGGGCAGCUGAAGGUGGAAUUGGCAUGGCCAGGAAAUAUCAUGCAUGAUGUAAAUAAGUAUUGGAGGACAAAAAACCUAUCACCCAAGCGACUCAGCACAGGAAUUCUCAUGUAUACUCUGGCCUCCGCCAUGUGUGAUGAGAUCCACCUUUAUGGCUUCUGGCCUUUUGGCUGGGACCCCAACACUGGAAAGGACCUGCCGUAUCACUAUUAUGACAGAAAAGGGACCAAAUUUACCACCAAGUGGCAGGAGACCCAUCAGCUGCCCAAUGAGUUCAAGCUGCUCUACAAGCUCCAUAGAGAAGGUGCAAUCAAACUGAGUUUGACGCACUGCUCCUAG